AUGAAAUUUCCACCUAUAUCAAUCCCAAAGGAAGGAUGGAGACGCACUGGACUUAUGAACCUUAUCUGGUCUACACUUAAUUCAACCACCAUUAUCCUUCAAGGCAACUGUCAAAAAGCGCAUAGAGCUAAUUCAGUACUUCACUUCCUUAUAAGCAUAACAUCCACCCUCAUUCUCGCAUCAUCGCGGUUCUUUAUGCAGGUGUUAAGCUCCCCAUCACGUUUGGAGAUUAACCGCGCCCAUCUACAACUUCGAUCAUUAGAGAUAGGGAUCUCGUCUAUGAAGAAUAUUCCUUUCAUUUCUAGAUAUAAAGCUAUUGGCUGGGCUAUCCUUCUUAUUAGUUCAACCCCUAUCCAUCUACUUUUCAGCAGCUCAGUUUUCGAGACUCGUUUCCAAAAUUCAGACUGGCGCCUAACCGUGGCAUCGGGCUCUUUUAGCACUCAGCAAGUUGCUUUCUUUCCACCCGGAGCUAGUUUGACAAACGCUGGCGCUGAAAGCAUUACCUGGAAUAGUUCCCUUCCAGACCAUACGUGUCAAUACGUGGAGGGUUACGGCGAACAUCAUUACGCAUCUUGCAGACCGAAAAACGAAUACCGGGACGUCGUCAUUGUUGUUGACACCAAGGCUGAUAACCCAGAGGGAUGGACGCGGUCGCAGGUUUUCAGCGAUCCAUCUAACAUUCUAGGGCCAAUCUGGAACCCGCAUAUACCGCGCAACGAUCUCAAUUCCUUGUGGUAUUCUACACAGUGUACCACUAACUUACCCACAGCCAUCGGCUUUCCCGACGACUGGAGAACUGCAAGGUGUAUAAGCACUUGUGGGCGUGUUCUGGGAUUUAAAUCGAUUUCAAUACCGACAAAUGAGACAGCUUUAUCAGAAUCAGAUUGGAUAAUCGAUUUACACAGACCAUCGCCCUGUAGUACCCCUAACGAAAAGAGAUACGGGUACAACGAUAGCUUUAAUAGUUUUCCCGUACGGUAUUGCCUCGCCGAGCCAUCCCCAAUAUCUUCAUGCCAGGUGGGAUUGUCAAAUAUACUGUUGCUUGUCACGACAGGCUGCGUUUUCUUGAAAGCAUUCAUAUGUACGUUGGUGGUUGUUUAUCUCCCACACACAUCAUUAGUUACUCUAGGGGACGCGCUGGAAUCGUUCAUCUCGGACCCGGAUCCGGUUACUAUGGGGCUAGGCACUUUUAAUAUCUAUGAUAGCCAUCGAAUUCAAUUCGGGCAGUUCGCGGAUGCUGAAACCGAGAGUGCGACCAAUCUCAGCGAUACAGCCCGGCCUCGUCUUUGGAACCGCGGUACGAAUAGACUCAUAUCCAUCGUCCCUAAAUGGGCUUGGUCUGGUACCCUGAUACCAAUAGUCUGCUUUAUAUGUAUUGGAGCAUACUAUGCAAAGCUUAUAGUUGUAUUUGAUAGAGUGAGUCUCCAGGGAACUAUAGGGGUAUCCGAGUCACCUUUUUUCAUAAACGGACUUUUGAAAGAGCGGUACCUAGUGGACAAUUAUAAUAAGGACUCCUGGAGCCCUGGUAAUAAAUGGGGUAUUACUGAAGGAACUAUUAUUCUGUUAGGCUUCUGGCCCCUUGGGAUCCUGAUAGCUUUACUCGCGGGCCUAGCUCUGGCGAUUUUCCCAAUUAUAUACGGCAUCCGCAGGCUUCCCGGUGAUAUGGUAUUUGGGGCAUGUGACUCGCUCGUCCUUUCAGCAGCUUGCCACCCCCAUAUCCCAUCCUCAGCAUCCCUUCAAGAUGGUCUUAAUACGCGCGAAAGUCCAGACAGCGAGGGUGAAGAGACGAGCAAAGUUACCAAGUAUGAACCGCUGCGUGAGCUUUCAAGGGGGAAGCUUAGAUGGGGUGUAACAAGACUACCCUCGGGGCUUUCUACUUCUAUUGACCUUGAGCAAAACAUAAUGCACCUGAGCUUUACCAGGGAGGAUGAGUAUAUAUCUAAGCCUGUAGAUAAUUCCUUAUAUGUAUAA
Daldinia vernicosa is the source of this 1971-nucleotide messenger RNA. RefSeq lists its product as uncharacterized. NCBI's taxonomy places the organism in Eukaryota, Fungi, Ascomycota, Sordariomycetes, Xylariales, Hypoxylaceae. The coding region runs from base 1 to 1971 and encodes 656 amino acids. The record is from RefSeq and is a predicted model, not a curated record. The transcript has 6 exons.